GCCUGAAGCGUGAAGCUGGUGGGAGGAGCGGGGUCAGCGGGAGCGCGGGGCGUGUCGCACGCGCCGCCCAUCGGCGUUAUUUAAGCGGCGCGCGCGCACGCGGGCCGGGCAGCCGAAGCCCGCGCACAGUCCCGCCGCGACGCUGAUAGCCGCGAUCUCGGAGUUCGCGUUUCGCCCGGCAUCUUGUACGGCCUUGGCAUCGCUUCCAAACCAGCUUACAUUCGUUUCUGCAUAUAAGCAAUAGCAGCAUGCUUAUCAACUGUGCGGUGGUUUUGCUGACGGCGUGGACGCUGCAGCCCGCUGAGGCCGCCACGGCCGCCAGCGUCAAACUGUGCGGACGCAAGCUCAGUGACAUCAUGAGCAGGGUCUGCUACGUCUACAAUAGCCCCUCCUGGGGUGACCCCACAGUAGUAGAGCAGCCAGGCAUGCGUCGGAAGAGACAGGCUGGCAUCGCGGACCAGUGCUGCACCUUUGGGUGCACAUGGGAACAGCUCAACGAAUACUGCGCUAUCAGUUCUAAUUCGGAGUCGGCGUUGAGCGAGCUGGAGGCCCACAUGCUGGAGACGCGAGGCACGGAGCACAAGCGCGAGGCGGAGCGGCAGGCCGCGCCGGAGACGCCGCCCGAGGUGGGACGCCGCAGUCGCGGGUACGGGCGCAGGAGGGGCCGUUGUUGGUGCCGGCGCAAGCGGCGCACGGGCCGACGGCGUACUCUCAUGGGUAACAUGAUACGAGACCAAAUCAAUAACAGACCAGAGCCCGUCGUGGGAACCGUGUCCCCAGUGCUGACGUGGGGCCGGACCCUCAACACCGACCUGCCACCCAUGGAGCGCAACCGCUACAACUACAUCGCCGUCUAUUCUUAAAAAAAUAUUUUAGAAACUAGAGUUUUAACUUGUCAGAGCCAAUUGGAAGCUAGCGACGAGACUGAACGCGACAAGAAACAUGCGUUGAGACGCUGAAUUGAGAUUCAGCGCUAGCCACGACACAUUGACGUGUCGUGUCGUGAAGUUUUUUCACCUACAGGGAAACGGUGUAGCGCACUACACGGUAGCGCUACGACCGUAGCUUAGCAGUGAAUGAGUUAAAAUGGGCCGCCUGAAGUGCCUGUUUAAAAAAAAACGUGUUGCCGUCAAGCAAAGUUGUAAAUAUGCCGGCGGUGUCAUACAAAUAUAUAAUUAUGGGAUAAUAAUUUAGAUAUGUAAUAUUUUCCUAACGGAAGUCAACACAUAUUAUAAUGGUAGGGUAUGACGUAUUAUAAUUAGGUAUCAAAGCCUGACAAAUGUCAGUGUUGAUUUGUUCUUGAGUGCCUAUUCGGUUCACUUUAACUGUAUUAUGUUAUGGCACCAACACCGACAUUACGGUGAGCGUGGCCACCGGUCUUUCGGUUAGUGUUCAACUCGAUCAUUUUAGUUGCAUCUUUGCACUUUGACAGUGAACCGAAUAUUCCUAUAUUUAGCUAAUAUUUAAAUAAUUAUUUCAACAGUAAUUACAUUUUUGAAGGGUGCGUGAUAAUACAGUAGGUACCAAUAAAAUUAGCUUGUAAAAUUUUAGAAAAUAAAAUUGUAAUGAAUAAAGAUAGAACAGCCACCUAGAAAUAUAAUUUUGAUGCAAUUGAUUCGCUAGUAGAUAAGUAUAGGUAUCUUAGUUAUUAUUUGUAUAUUAUAUAAAAUCUAUCAUCAAUAUCAGUAAUUUUAAAAUCAAAUGCAAUUUUAUAAUAGGCACUAUAGCCAUCGUAAAUAAAAUAAAUGAUAAUUCAUUCUAAAUGACUACCUACCGCCUGGAGUAUAAAAAUGAGUUGACAGUACAUAUGGCCCUACUUUCCCGCACUAGUGCGUAAAAUAGCAAUUUCCAUGCGUAUGUCUAAAGUUUAAAGUGUUGUGUAUUUUUUAAAGGGUCAUAUGUACCUACUGUAAAACAUUGUACGAUACACGUGCGAUAAAGAAUGUCCUCUUUUCCGCAUUUGUAUCGUAAAUAACUAUUUUAUCCUAUCCAUGAACAGUUUUAAAUAUUUAGAAAAUGCUGAUAUUAUGGAUAAAAUGUAGUGUAGGUGCCUAGAUUGACAUGUGUGAUGUGUUCAAUUGUCAUUAUUAUACAUCUAAGAAUUAAGUUACUUUGAGUUCUCGAAAAAUUCGGAAAAGUAGGAACUUUAUACCUCCUCACAGUUAUAUUAUAAUUCACAUGCAAUAAUUGUAAUUUAUAAUCAUGUAUGAACUAGCAGUAGAAUAAUAAUUAAGAGGGAUGGUACCUGUUGAACUAUCCUUCACUGUGCAUUGUCAUCCUUUAUCAUAAUAGUUCUAAUAUAACAAAUAACUUCUAUAAUAUAAGGUUCAAAGAUCUCUAAAGCAUCUGUGAUAAUUCCAACCGAGAUAAUUUUAAUUUAUAAAUAUUUUGUAGAAUCACCAUAAUUGUGUAGCGUAAAGUAUUUUCCUUGACAUGAUAGCAAAUGCAUUGUAUGUAAUUUUAAGUAAUUAAAUAUAAAAUAGGAACCAAUUUGACUGAAGUGGAUGCUGUAAUAGUAAAAUCAUCCUCACAUACAUUAUCUUAUUUAAUAUUUCACUAAGCAUCUAAUCUAAGCAAUACAAAGGUUUAUUAACAUAAUACAUGGUUUGAACAAU
Cydia fagiglandana is the source of this 2615-nucleotide messenger RNA. RefSeq names its product insulin-like growth factor I. Gene Ontology annotation, biological process: negative regulation of apoptotic process; insulin-like growth factor receptor signaling pathway; regulation of protein phosphorylation. Gene Ontology annotation, cellular component: extracellular region. Bases 249 to 863 code for a protein of 204 amino acids. The record is from RefSeq and is a predicted model, not a curated record. Gene Ontology annotation, molecular function: insulin-like growth factor receptor binding; hormone activity. Lineage: Eukaryota; Metazoa; Arthropoda; Insecta; Lepidoptera; Tortricidae. The transcript has 5 exons.